Molecule: messenger RNA, 663 nt
Organism: Heterobasidion irregulare TC 32-1
Lineage: Eukaryota; Fungi; Basidiomycota; Agaricomycetes; Russulales; Bondarzewiaceae
Exons: 5
Coding region: 1-663 (220 amino acids)
Biological process (GO): retrograde vesicle-mediated transport, Golgi to endoplasmic reticulum; vesicle fusion with Golgi apparatus; endoplasmic reticulum to Golgi vesicle-mediated transport
Cellular component (GO): SNARE complex; endoplasmic reticulum membrane; Golgi membrane
Molecular function (GO): SNAP receptor activity
Source: RefSeq, a predicted model, not a curated record
AUGGUCCGUUCAACAAUAAUCGUCCGGGCUUCAGAUGCUCUUCCCCUCGCUGCCAGUGUAGACGAUGAGCAGACUGAGAACGCACUCCAAGAGCACAAACAACAGGCCAAGCUCAUCUUCCGCCGAAUAACGCCCAAUUCAGAACCUCGACUCUCAAUAGAGAGCGGGGCUUACUCUCUUCACUACCUCAUCGCGGACAAUGUCGUGUAUCUGACCAUAGCGGAGAAGUCAUAUCCCCGAAAACUCGCGUUCUCGUACUUGGACGAACUUUCCAAAGAGUUUGCAACAUCAUACGGUCCGAAGGUCGAAACCGUGCGGAGACCCUACGCAUUUGUGGGCUUCGAUACUUUCAUGUCCAAGACGGCUCGUCUUUACAGUGAUACACGGACGGCCAGUGCAGCAGCAGGCGGCUCGAGUCUUGACCAUAUAAAUGACGACCUACAAGACGUGACAAGAAUCAUGACGAAGAACAUGGAGGAGCUGUUGUGGAGAGGCGAUUCACUAGACCGAAUGUCACAUUUGUCGAACUCACUUCGAUCAGAGUCAGAAAAAUACCGCAAGGCGGCGCGGAACAUCAACUUCCAAGCUAUGUUGCGUCAGUAUGCUCCUCUGGCCGGCGUCGUCUUUCUCAUCAUCAUCCUGCUCUGGUGGAGGUUUUCGUGA